AUGGCGGGAGAAGACAAGGUCCAUUUCUUCGACAUCACCAGCAUCAAUGAGGGACCCCUCAAGGCGUGGUCUCCCAACACCUUCCGCACCCGCCUCGUCCUCAACUUCAAGCGCAUCCCCUACACUCAAUCCUUCCUCUCCUACCCUGAUAUCGCCCCAACUCUCCAAUCCCUCUCCGUUCCCCCAGUCACCAAGCAAUACGUCCCCUACGCCCUCCCCGCCAUUAUCCACAAGCCUUCCCUCUCCGCCAAAAACCCAACCCACUUUGCCAUCAGCGACAGCCUCCAGAUAGCCCUACACCUCGAAUCCGCCUUCCCAGCACCCGAGUACCCCUCCCUCUUCCCGACCCCGGCAAGCUACCCGCUCGCUAUGGCUGUCCUCAAGCUCAUGACCGAAAUCAUGGCCAAACAGUCCCCUAUCGGCCUCCCUAAGGUCCCCGCCUACCUCGACCCUCGCGGCCAAGAAUACUUCAACCGCACCCGCGCGCAGCUCUUCGGCAAGCCGCUCCCUGAAUUAGCCGCCAGGGAUGACGAGCUCGAACGUGUAUGGGAGGCUGUCACGGAGAUCCUGUCCACUCUCGGGACCAUGCUGCGCGGCGAGCCGGGGAAGCAGAAGACCGGUCCGUUCUUCGAGGGUGAUAAGGCCGGAUAUGCGGAUUUGUUGGUUGCGGCGUUUAUGGUGUGGUAUUUGAGGAACGAUAAAAAUGAUUGGGAGAGGAUUAUGAGCGUGGGCGAAGGAGAGUUUCAGAGGUUAUGGGAUGCGUGCUUGCCUUGGUUAGACGGUCAGGGAGAGGAGAUUGAGUGGGAGGUUCCAAAGGCCUAG
Coccidioides posadasii C735 delta SOWgp is the source of this 822-nucleotide messenger RNA. RefSeq lists its product as uncharacterized. The record is from RefSeq and is a predicted model, not a curated record. Lineage: Eukaryota; Fungi; Ascomycota; Eurotiomycetes; Onygenales; Onygenaceae.